CUUUGGAAUGAUGACAGACACAUGGAAAAUUAUUAAAUUGCCAUUGGAAUGAUGGAUGUUCAACAUGACAAAAACCAUCUGUUUUUAUUAAUGUUUCUUCUGGAGGUAUAUAUAUAUACCUGUGUGGUGUGAUCAUUAAGUGGAAUAUGUGCUGCAGCAGUGUGUAGCUUCUGCUGUGGGUGUAUAGUGCAUGACACGACAAAUGUUUGUUUCUUAACACUGACUUUCCUACAGGAUUAGCAGAACAACAUGGUGAACAACUUUGAAAAAGAAACACAAGCUCUGAUGGGGAGAAAGUUGAAUUUGAGUCACCUCACCGAGGAGGAGAGUGAGCAGAUUCUUCAAGUUAUUCAGAAAGAUUUCGAACUCCGGCAGAAAGAGAAACAAAGACUGAGUGUGAUCGAGGAUGUUGUCCAACAAGAAGAGGAGAAGGCCAAAAUUCUCUCCAAACAGAAAGAGUUCAACGAGAACUGCUGCAUUCGGUGUUGUAAAAUUUUUGGAUUCAUAUUUAACCGGAAACAGGAAUGCAAGGUCUGUGGGUUCUUCAUCUGUAAAAACUGCGGCAAAUACAUGGACCAAAUCAAGGGUUACGUCUGUAACAAGUGUUUGACUGAGCACAACCUCAAGCUGAAGUCAUGUGACUGGUUCUACAGCACGGUGGGCCAGCGGUUCCGGCGGUUCGGGAGUGCCAAGGUCGUGAGGUCGCUGUACAAAUGUAAGAAUGAAAGUAGAUCCAAGAACUCGGGCGUCCGGGUGUGGGGCUCUGACAGUGAGGUAGACAGCGGUUAUGAUCCUUCAUACUUCAACAAUUCUCUGCCACAUUCUCCAGUGAAAACAAGACCAAGUCUUCAAAAUGUCUUUGAUAUCCAUCCGAGUCAUGACGACAGUGGUAAGUGUCUUCUGUUAUAUAUUCCUCGUUUAUACUUCAUUCUCCAAUAAAAAUCAGACCAAGUUGUCUGUUGUAUAUUCCUCCUUUA
Messenger RNA from Gigantopelta aegis, 977 nucleotides. RefSeq names its product rab effector MyRIP-like. Lineage: Eukaryota; Metazoa; Mollusca; Gastropoda; Neomphalida; Peltospiridae. The transcript has 5 exons. Gene Ontology annotation, cellular component: cortical actin cytoskeleton. The coding region runs from base 250 to 939 and encodes 229 amino acids. Gene Ontology annotation, molecular function: small GTPase binding; myosin binding; actin binding. The record is from RefSeq and is a predicted model, not a curated record. Gene Ontology annotation, biological process: intracellular protein transport.